Messenger RNA from Danio aesculapii, 3975 nucleotides. RefSeq names its product methylphosphate capping enzyme a (gene mepcea). NCBI's taxonomy places the organism in Eukaryota, Metazoa, Chordata, Actinopteri, Cypriniformes, Danionidae. Gene Ontology annotation, molecular function: O-methyltransferase activity; snRNA binding; RNA methyltransferase activity. Gene Ontology annotation, biological process: snRNA modification. Bases 550 to 2655 code for a protein of 701 amino acids. The transcript is spliced from 5 exons. The record is from RefSeq and is a predicted model, not a curated record.
CAGCUCAUUAGUAAGUUCACCCGAGUAAGCGCAGUAGUUUAACUGAGCAGUUAGGGCUUAUAAAACACACAGAAAUCGAUCACUGUGAUCAAUAUCUCCACAAAGCCUUGCUGAUAUCCUGAAAUAGUGCUCGUCCGUAAACCACAAGCGUUAUUUUUUGAGGGGCGUGUCCUGUGAAUGUGUUAUUUUGAUUGUGAAGCUGACGUCAGCGGACAGCGGCGGGAUGUGUGUGGACCGAAGCCGUUAUUCUGACCCAGCCGCUGUGCGCUUUUUUCCCCCGUCCGCCGGAGAGGGAGGCAGGCGCGGGGCUGUGUGCCUUUAAGAGAGGGCGGAGAGAGUUGGAGCCCCGGGCUGUGUGUUGAUCCUGUUUAGGUAUCCCUUCGCUUUCUCUCUUCUGUUUUCUUUCGAGCUGAUUUUACUGUGCCGUCUUUUUUAUUCACGAUGACGCUUGGGGGCGGGGCUUGGACGAAUUGUCAAUAAUAACAGCGGCGUCGAGGAGGAGGCGGGCGCAGUGAAGAUCCAUGUCUCCAUCAGUGCCAGCCUAAAAAAAUGAUUGAGAUGUCAUUUGACAAAGAAACUGUUUUAUCUUGUGAGGGGCAAACAGACCCCACUUCUCAAGAAUCUAACAGAAAUGAUACCAGUGUGAUCCAUCCACCCGUGAACACCACAGAUACAAACCUCAGUAAGGACCCAGGAAGUGAGGCGUCGCUAGAGAAAUCUGCUACCGCCGAUAACAAUGCUUCAAGUGAAGGUGCAGUUCUUGGUGCUGAAUCAUCUAAACAAACGCACAAUGGCACCAAACCACCACAGCAGAAAGUAAACAAGCGCCGCAACACUAUGAGCGCUGGGUUUAAACACCCAGGUUAUGGCAAACGACGACGGCGAGCCAACUCGGAAAGCGAGUCAGUCCUGCCAACCAAUUUCCUGCUGGGCGGGAACAUUUUUGACCCACUCAACCUCAACAGCCUUCUGGACGAAGAGGUUAACAAGGCUCUCAAUGCAGAGACGCCCAAGUCUUCACCAUUGCCAGCUAAAAACCGAGACCCUGUUGAGAUCUUGAUACCCAGAGAUAUCACAGACCCCCUCAACCUCAACUGCCUGAGCACAGGAGACAGUCUGCUGGUGUCUCCAUUGAAGAGCGGUGGAGGCAGGCGGAGACAUCGAAACAAACACCAUGGAGCAAACACUGGACGAGUUUCCACUGAAGGAAUUGGUUUAACAGAGUCUAAUGGCUGUGCAGCAGUGAAGGAUGAUGGAACAUCAUUGGUCUCAAUGACAAAUUUGCAUUUAGAAAGUGCAAUUGAGGAUCAAACUCUGUCGGACACGACUUUUGAGUCUUCAAAUAAGUCCAGUUUAACUAUAAAUGACAAUGAGGUGAAGGAGAAAACCAUUGAUGGCUCAACCGCACAUUUAACAGCAAACCAAACCAACCCUCAAUCAAGCAGGCAGCGCAAACGCAGGCGAGCCGGCAGCAGAACGGAAAACUCCAGUUCUUCUUCUGAGGUGAAAAGGUCUGGGAGACAUUUUCAACCCAAUGAAUCCCAAGGAGCAAACUCUCGAAGUGGAGUUUCUGAUAGGCAGCAACAGCAUCCGAAUCAAUGGAGGCCGCAGUACAGCAACAACAAUCAGAACCCGCAACAGCCCAAAAAGAAGUUCCAAUACGGUAACUAUAACAAAUACUACGGUUAUCGGAAUCCAGGGAUGAGCGAGGAUCCUCGCAUCCGUGUUAUGAAUCCUGAUUGGUUCAGAGGGAAGGAUGUGUUGGAUCUGGGAUGCAACACUGGUCAUCUGACUCUGUUUAUCGCUAAAAAUUGGCGACCAGCUAGUAUUGUGGGCCUGGAUAUUGAUGGAUCGCUUAUACAUGCUGCUCGACAGAAUAUAAGACACUACCUCUCUGAGGUUCAAGUACAGCACUCUCGACGCUCUGGGGAAAAUACAAAGGGGGAUCGAGGGGAGGUUUCAGGAGAAGAAAAGGAGAAAGAUAAAGCUAGUUUGGUUAUGGAUGACAAAAAGGCAAAGCGUGUUGAUGAAGUGAAUAAAUGCAUGGACGAAGGAAUGGAGGUGAAUCAAGAAGAGAAGAGGGAGGCUGAUCGGGGAGAAGUGGAGGAUGGAGCAUCGGUAGAUCUCCCUGAUGGGAAACAUUCGUUCCCCGUCUCGCUCCGGAUCUCAAGAGGACCCAUUGCUGGGCCCCCUUUGCCCGAGACAAACACACACAGUCUCCCUCCUGGAGAUUUCCCUGCCAACGUGACCUUUGUUAAGGGGAACUAUGUGCUGGAGAGUGAUGUGCUGCUGCAGACACAGAGGGAGGAGUACGACGUGGUUCUGUGUUUGAGUGUGACAAAAUGGGUCCACCUGAACUGGGGGGAUGCAGGACUCAAGCGCUUCUUUCACAGGGUAUACAAGCACCUUCGGCCGGGAGGACUCUUCAUUCUGGAGCCCCAGCCCUGGAGCUCCUACAACAAAAGGAAGAAGCUCACCGAGGCCAUCUGUAAGAAUUACCACAGCAUCCGGUUAAAACCAGAGCAGUUCUUCUCCUUCCUGACGACUGAGGUGGGAUUUUCCAGUUAUGAGCUCAUUGGGACAUCGCAGAACUACUCUAAAGGUUUUCAGAGACCAAUUUCUCUUUAUCACAAGCGACCUUCAUCUUUAAAGUGACGGCACCAGUUAGAGAUGGAUUUUUUGGGGGGAUUAUUGAUUUUUAUUUUUAUUAUUAUUUUUUUUUUUUUGAGAACAACCAGCAUUUGAAGCCACUAGAACUUAAAACAUCUUAAAAAAAAACUCUCUUAAAUGUUUCAUUGGUGCUGAAUAAGAUUGCUCCCCUGCUGUAAUAAAAUAAAGGAAGACCACAGCAUUUUUCAAGGACUCUAACGAAGAAUUAGUCCGAUCAGAUGCUCGUAUUUCCUGUUCAGAUGUUUUUAUCGCUUGUAAAGUUCUUGUGAAGACGCACAAGUUAAAUCAAAUCCCAUAAAGUCAUUUCUAGAGUAAUUUGAAAGUAUUUUUCUCGAGCAGCUUCACAGCAUACAUACUGUAUCUGAUAAGUUAUCGUAUAGAACAGUGUUUCUCAACCACAUUCCUAAAGGACAACCAGCUCUGCAGAUUUACCAGAUCUCCUAAACCAAACACCUGAUUCAGAUCACCAGCUCAUUAGCAGAGACUGAGACACCUGAAUUGGGUGUAACAGACAAAGGAGACAACCAAAACUUGCAGUGUCGGUGGUCCUCCAGGAACAUGGUUGAGAAACACUGGCCUAGAACUCAAAUGUUUAGUGGUUAUGUUUUCUUUUGUUUGAUUGUUUCUUUUUUUCCUCCUAAGGGAAGAUUAGAGCACAUUACCAAAUGUGGAGUUUCAGAUUUCUUUCUGCUAUUCUGUUGUCGUUGCUGCAGUCAUAUUCUCUCCGGUUUUCUUAAUAUUUUGAACAUUGCUAACAUUUAGCAUUCCUGUUAUUCGUCAUCAGCCAUUGUGCAUCUAGACGUGGCCGCCAAUUAUUUUAACAAAUGCCAAUCUCAAUUUUAUAUUCACCAUGAAAUCGCCUGAUCAUAGUUUCAACUCUUUGGAGUUCUGAAGCUGCGGGUUAGCUAAUUUGCUAUGUUAAAAGUGUUUACUAAAAUAAGUCAGACUGACGCCAGAAGGAAGUGAAUCCUAUUUUGGUGUGAGCUGAGCUGCAGAGAAUGACGUUAACUUUUUGUUUUUAUUAUUAUUUGGUCUGUUGUUCUGCAACUUGUAUAAGUUGAACUAAAAACCGAGGUACAUUUUUGUAAAUUGUUCGUCCAGAGUUCUUGUGUCCAUCGAGGUAACGUUGUUGUUGUUGGUUUUAUUCCUAUUGGAAGGUUUGCACUAAAACGAGAGAACAAACUGAUCUCCAGCAUUUGUAUUUUAAAGUACAAAUGUAAUGUUGGUGUGUCUUUGGAAAAAAAGGGUCCUUUUCAUUCAAGAGACUCAAAUAAGUUUGAAAAAUAAACUACAAAAUAACAAGAA